CAAUGAACAUAAUACUAUGAUACAAGUGUCAGCUUCGAUUGUAAUAGCAUAUGUGGUAGCCUGCUGUGGUCAUGUUUGGCUGGCUAAGCUUAGUUGGAAGUUAGCUAUCCAGCUAACGUUAGCUAGCCUAAAUUAGCCUCGGCAAUAAUCAUCUAUGAUGUGAUGUGCAGAGAUAUAGCUAAAGAUGUUUUAAAUGAGAAACUGUGAUUUUUGAUAUAACAGUACGUAAAUAACGCAAACCAUCUAGCUAGCAUUCUGCUACAUUUAAUCACGUUAGUUAGUAAGGUCCCAUUGCGAUGUCCUGCUCAAUUAGACAGUAAUAACGGCUAUGCUAAGUUACUUAUCUAACGUAUGCUGUCUUUAUGCUAAAGAGAUCAUUUAGGACAUAAAAUAGCUAGCUAACUUUUCUACAAUCCUUACUAUAUAUAAAAUAUAUAUCUAGCUAGCUAUAUGAUUAUAACUCCAAUGUGACAAUGAAUGUAUCUAGCUAGCUAUAGAUCAUGUCUAGACAUUCUUGUCACAUUGGAGUUAUAAUCAUACCUAACGUUACUACGAUCAUUGUCAAAUUUCCCAUUGAAAGCAGAAUUUCAGCAUUGCUUACCUCCUGCUCAAGUAGCUAACGUUACUAUUUGAACGUCUCGAAGAACAGUGUUGUGGGAUGUUGUAAUAAGUUAGGCUAGUCUUUGUGUAUCUUUAGUACUAAGCUGUGUAGACAGACAGUGGUUGACAGAGUUUGUGAAGCUCGAUUAACUCAGAUGAGUUACAGAUCUUGAGGUUAACUGUCUGUGACUGCUGCUGACAGGCAGGUGUGCUCUCUACACUGCAAUAAGACUGAGCUGGUAAUACAAUCACUGUUAAGUAAUCAUAGGUUGUGCACAGUAGAGUUUGUUUCUCUGCAAAGAACAAUGUUAUUGUGCUUUAGUUUUGUCAUUGCUCUUGUGAUUGAACCUUGAAGAACCAAAGGUAGCUUACAGUUGUGACUGCUACAGUUUGAAGGCAGUCUGUUUGCAAUUAAUGGAAAUGCCAGCCCUUUAUAUAGUUGCAAAUGUAGUGCACCAAUCCUUCCAGCCCCUCUCUUCAGCUCAUCCUCCCUGUUCCAUCGCAUUCCUCUCCUGUGGACUCCUCACAGUGACAGUGUAAAAGCUGGCUUUGUUACUCUGAGUACAGCCACGUUAUUGUUGUCAGAUUGCUUUUACAUCUAAGGGAAGGUGGCCAUUAGCUCCCUGUCUCUCUCCCUGUGUGUGUUUGUCAUUACAGCUGUGGAACAUUCAGAGGGCCUCAUUGUAUGUAUCCCAUUUUUUAGCUGGAGAGCCAUCAUUAUCCCCUCUGUGAACAUUUUGGCAUUUUCCACACUACAGCUAAGUGGCAUGUGUGUAGUGCCAUGUGCAUUCAGUGGGACUGUGAUUCAUGUCCUCACAUGGUACACUGAACCUGAUGCAUGACUUACAUUAUACUGUGUUAAAGAAGAGAAAGGGAAUAGAAUAGCACAGCUUUAUUUCCUUUUAAUUUCUAGUUCUACUCAAGCUUGAAUUCCUUUUCCAUUAUGCCUAACCACUUCUUGUGUAGUCUACCGAAGGAGAGAGAGGAACACACACACACACACAAACACACAGUGAGCUGGAAGCAGCUGUCUGACAACCAUUAGCAUAAUGUUUUUGUGUUUUUGGAGGGGCUGUGAGAAGGCUCAGGGAGCGUACAAAACAAAUGCUGCAACCACAAUUGCCUGGAAGAACGUUAGAACUCAAAAACAAACAAGCAGCGGAGCACCUGUGUCUCUUUGAGUUGUUGCUUAGAGGGGGGCACCUCCAGCACCAAAAACAGGAACUAAAGCUCCAUUCCUAACAGCUGAAUAGGUGAGCUGUACCCAGGGGUUGCCAGUGUACCAGGCCGGCCAGUUUUGGGUGGCAGGAUGCCUGGGGUGGAGAGUGGCUCAGGUGGUCUGGCUGAUGACGAGGUGGUCCUGGAGACCCUGAAGUGUUUCUGCAGCUCAUCAGAACAGACCUACGACCAGUUCCUGUCCUUCUUCACACACCUGACUCCAGGGAGUGCUGGGAGUGGACACACGACUCUGCCCUCCGGACCCAGUCAUCUCUCUAGGGAGAUGGAGAGAUCAGGGGAGUUGAGGAGGAAUGGAGAAGAGGAUGCAGCAGAAGAGAGGAGAGGACAGCAGAGUGUCUGUGUCCUGCCUGCUGAUCAGGAGGAGGUGGAGCUAGGUGCUGGAGUGAUUGUGGGCAGCUGUGGAAAUGGAGACUGUCGUCCACCAGGCAUAACUCUCAAGCUGGAUAACUACCUGGAGGUUGGGGACUUCAGUGAGGAGGAAGAAGAUGUAACUGCUGACCCAGAUGGUGGGGUUCGGGUUCUACCAGGGGAGGUGGAGGAGGAACUCCCUGCCUACCUGCCCUCCUUCUGUCACCUGACCCAGCUGGACCUGACCUCCACAGGCAGGAGGACGGGGACACGGCCGGAGACACGAGGACAGCAGCAGGACACGCCACCACAGGGACAGAGUGGCAGUGAAGAGGUUUUGCCUUUCAACCUGGAUGAGAACUUUGACUACGACAAUGUUGUGCUGUCUAGCAAACAUCUCCUACCACAGUCCAACACUGGUGUAUGACCUCUGUGCAGGGACCACUGUCUGGGAGAGCCUUGUGUCAUACCACAUCAAAUGACCCAACUUACCAUUUAACUGGACUAAUAAACCACUCCUGAAAACA
Molecule: messenger RNA, 2714 nt
Organism: Oncorhynchus gorbuscha (pink salmon)
Lineage: Eukaryota; Metazoa; Chordata; Actinopteri; Salmoniformes; Salmonidae
Product: intraflagellar transport associated protein
Exons: 7
Coding region: 1910-2614 (234 amino acids)
Biological process (GO): spermatogenesis; acrosome reaction
Cellular component (GO): cytosol; 9+0 non-motile cilium
Molecular function (GO): intraciliary transport particle A binding
Source: RefSeq, a predicted model, not a curated record